CUAUUUUACUCACCCAAAAAGAAAAUUCAAAAGUUUAUUGUAGGAGAAAUUAUUAUUAUUAUUAUUAAACUAGAAAAUGAAGAAAUCUCAAAAAUCAUUGUUGAUUAAGAUUAUUGUUGUACAAUGUUUGUUAGUUCUUUGUGUUGCAGCACAAGACUUUGAUUUCUUCUACUUUGUUCAACAGUGGCCAGCGUCUUAUUGUGACACGAGGCGUAGUUGUUGCUAUCCUACUACUGGAAAACCAGAUGAAGAUUUUAGUAUCCAUGGUCUAUGGCCAAACUACGAAAAUGGAAAAUGGCCACAAAAUUGUGAUAAGGAAAGCUCUUUGGAUGAAUCUGAGUUCUCAGAUCUUAUAAGCACAAUGGAAAAGAAUUGGCCAUCACUUGCUUGCCCAAGUAGUGAUGGUUUGAAAUUUUGGAGUCAUGAAUGGCUAAAACAUGGCACUUGUUCAGCUCUUAACCAACAUGCCUAUUUCCAAACUGCACUUGACUUCAAGACCAAAUCUAACCUUCUUCAAAAUCUUAACAAUGCAGGGAUUAAACCAAGGAAUGGAGAACAUUAUAGUGUAGAAAGCAUUAAAAAUGCAAUUGAAGAAGGAGUUGGACAUACCCCAUUCAUAGAGUGCAAUGUUGAUUCACAAGGGAAUCAUCAAUUAUACCAAGUUUACCUUUGUGUGGAUUCUUCUGCAUCAAAAUUCAUUGAUUGCCCUAUUUUCCCACAUGGACGAAAAUGUGGUUCCAAAAUUGAAUUCCCUCCUUUCUCCUCAAAUGAUGACCAUGCUGAAUUUUAAUUAUUUUUUUAAAACUAAUUAAUUCAUCAUGAUCAUAUUCUUGAUCUUCUAUGUUGUAUUUUUAAUUGAAACCCUUUCAUAUUUGUACUAAUAAAAUCUCAUUCCAAGGUAACAAGAUGUCAAAAUAUAUUUAGUGAAAAAA
Messenger RNA from Solanum tuberosum (potato), 932 nucleotides. RefSeq names its product intracellular ribonuclease LX. Gene Ontology annotation, biological process: RNA catabolic process. Gene Ontology annotation, molecular function: ribonuclease T2 activity; RNA binding. The record is from RefSeq and is a predicted model, not a curated record. Gene Ontology annotation, cellular component: extracellular region. The transcript has 4 exons. The coding region runs from base 77 to 790 and encodes 237 amino acids. NCBI's taxonomy places the organism in Eukaryota, Viridiplantae, Streptophyta, Magnoliopsida, Solanales, Solanaceae.